AACAGACAAUCCACGAAGAAGUCGGAAAGUAGCAAAACGUCUCUUAGCAAGGAGCCAACCGUGGACGUUUUGACUGUUGUUGCUAUGCAAAACCUUUAUUCGCCAUUAUUUUUGUUUGUUUUGUCGAUUGAUCGUAGACUAAACAUUACAGUUUAUCCGGUCUCGUCUCGCUGUACGUUCUCGCCCCCGGUGCACUUUGAAGGCUUAUCGAGCUAGCCGAACUUGUUAGCGAAAGUUAGCCACGCUCGCUAAUGUCGUCGUGGGGGAACAUGCAGAAAGUCCAAAGUCUGAGAGUGUUGGUGAAUGCAAGACUGACCGCUGCCGUGGAAGAAAUAUUCGAAGUGUUGGAAAGAACAAUAGCGGGAUACGAGGAGGAACUUUCUCGAACGAAAGAGGAGAACCAGCGACAGCGUCAACUACUGGACGCCGCUUUGAAGCCUCAGAUUGAGUCGCACAGAAUGGGCGUCAGUGAAGGAGGUCUUCCCCCAGAGCAGCAGCAGGCGAGCUCCAGGCUGGAGCAGCCCCUCCAAAUUAAAGAGGAAGAGGAGGAGCACGUGUUGACUCAGGACGGAGCUGACAUCAGCACAUUUCCAGUGACUCGUGUGAUUGUGAAGAGUGAAGAUGACGAAGACGAAGCUCAGUGGUCACAGCUUCAUUACGGUAAAAGCGAGGAGCCGAGAAUAUCGGAAGCAGACGGCCUAUUGGCGCCGCUGUCGGAUAGUGACGACGCCACGUCACACUCUUCCGAAACAGAUGAUGAAGACUCCAAGGCGGACAUGGCGAGUCACGCUGACAACUUCAAGUGCUCUCAAUGUGACAAAACGUUUGUCUACAAGCGGAAUUUGAGAAGACACAUGAGGUGUCACAAGGAAGACAAACACUUCAAAUGUUCUCAAUGUGACAAAAGUUUUGACGACAAGGCGCAUCUCGAAAGACACACGAGAAGUCACACCGGAGAAAAACCUUUCGGCUGUUCAGUUUGCGGCGAGCGGUUCACCCUGAAAGGCAAUUUGAAGAGACACAGCAAGAGGCACACCGGAGAAAAGACGUUUUCCUGUUCAGUUUGUCGUCAGCCAUUUUCCUCCAAGUCUAACCUAAUGGCGCACACAAGAACGCACACGAGAGAAAAGCCCUUCUCGUGUUCGUUCUGCAACGCAAGAUUUAGCGUCCGUCCGGCGCUGGUUCAACACGUGAGAACGCACACCGGCGAAAAACCCUUUUCCUGCUCAGUCUGCAGUAAAAAAUUCUCCCAAAGAGCGCAUCUGACGGCGCACACGAGAACGCACACGGGGGAGAGACCUUUCCCUUGCUCGGUCUGCAACGUGACUUUUGGCGUCAGCUCGACGCUGAUUCAACACAUGAAGACGCACACCAACGAGAAGCCGUUUUCCUGCUCAGUUUGCGGGAAAACGUUCUCUCGGAAGAGGAGCUUGACCGCGCACAUGCGAACACACACCGGAGAGAAAUUGUUUCCGUGCUCCGUCUGUAAUGAGAGUUUUAGCGCCCGUUCGACAUUAAUCAACCACAAGCGGACGCACACCGGAGAGAAACCUUUCUCUUGCUCGUUCUGUGGGAACAAAUUCUCUCAAAAGGCCCACAUAAUAACACACAUGCGCACGCACACUGGAGAAAAGCCAUUUUCUUGCUCAGAUUGCGGUCAAACGUUCUCUCUGAAGGGCACGCUAAUGAAACACUCCAGGAAACACACCGGAGAAAAGCCAUUUUCAUGUACGGUCUGCAACAUAAGCUUCGGCGUCAGCUCCACCCUGAUUCGUCACAUGAGAACACACACCGGCGAGAAGCCUUUCGCUUGUUCGGUCUGCGGCAAAACGUUCUCCCUGAAAAGCUCUUUGGUGAUACACACAAGGAAGCACACCGGAGAGAAAACAUUCAGUUGCAAGGUGUGUGACGACAAAUUCUCUUCCAGGUGCCAGCUUAACAAACACGUGUGUGCCGGGGAGGGCAGUGGCAGUCAAACACUUGUCACUAUCCAAAUGCUGCGGACGUUGGUGAACGAGCGGCUGACUGUGGCCGUGGAAGAAAUAUUCGUCGUGUUGGAAAGAACGAUAGCGGAGUACGAGGAGGAGCUUUGUCGGAUGAAGGAGGAGAACGAGCGACAACGUCAACUACUGGACGCUGUUUUCAAGUCUCAAAUGGAGUCACACCGAGCAGCGACACCAUCCAAGCGUGGCGGCUGCGACAAAAUGUGCAAAGUCCAAAUGCUGCGGGCGUUGGUGAACGAGCGGCUGACUGUGGCCGUGGAAGAAAUAUUCGUCGUGUUGGAAAGAACGAUAGCGGAGUACGAGGAGGAGCUUUGUCGGAUGAAGGAGGAGAACGAGCGACAACGUCAAGUACUGGACGCUGUUUUCAAGUCUCAAAUGGAGUCACACCGAGCAGACGUCAGUGAAGAAGAUCUCCCCCCUGAGGAGCAGGAGUGGAGCUCCAAGAUGGAGCAGGAGGAGGAGCCGCAGCCCCCCCACGUCAAAAAGGAAGACGAGGACCAUGUGUGGACUCAGGAGGACCCAGACAUCAGCAAGUUUCCAGUGACUCGUGUGAUUGUGAAGAGCGAGGAUGAAGCUCAGUGGCCACAGCUUGAUCACGGUCCGAGUUUGGAAAAGAGGAGAUCAGAAGCCGGCAGCCUCUUGGCGCCGCUGUCGGACAGUGAGGACACGGCGUCACGCUCUCCUGGCACUGACGACGAGGACUCCAAAGCUGACACGACGUCUCACGCUGACAACAAACACUUCAAAUGCGCUCAAUGCGACAAAACCUUUGAUAAGAAGACGCACUUAAAAAUACACAUGCGGACUCACACCGGAGAAAAACCUUUCAGGUGUUCAGUUUGCGGCGAGCGAUUCUCCCAAAAGGGCAAUUUGAUGCGACACAACAAAAGGCACACGGGCGAAAAAACCUUCUCAUGUGCUUUUUGCGGCCAGUUAUUUUCCUCCAAGUCCAAUUUGAUGGUGCACACCAGAACACACACGGGCGAGAGACCCUUCUCCUGCGCCAUCUGCAACACCGGUUUUAGUUCCCACUCGUCCCUGUUGAGGCACAUGAGAACGCACACCGGCGAGAAACCGUUCGCCUGUUCAUUUUGCCACAAGACGUUCUCUCAGAGGGAACACCUGAUAGCGCACACCAGGACGCACACCGGGGAGAAGCCCUUCCUGUGCUCCGUCUGCAACGUGACGUUCACCUUCCAGUCGUCGUUGGUGAGGCACAUGGUGACGCACACCGACGAGAAACCGUUCCCCUGCUCGCUCUGUGGCGAAACCUUCUCACUCAAAAGCACUCUGAGGAAGCACACGAGGAAACACACCGGCGAGAAACCCUUCAGUUGCGAUUCGUGCGACGGAAAGUUUUCCUAUAAGUACCAGCUGAGCAAACACGCGUGUGCUGGCGAGGGCAGCAGCGGUCAAACUCUCUUCACCGGCUAGAUUUCACCUUUUGUUAUGUCGUUAUUGUGCAUGGGUAAUAUAUAUAUUCUAACACAUUGUAAUCAAAUCUUCUUUGUGUACGACUUAAAGCACUUAAACACUGACUGACCACAAUCUGGCAAAUAUUGUCUAAUAUUUUGACCAGGCCACUCUUCAAUGUAAUGUCGAUUAAUUAAUACAUGGAUACUUUAUAUAUAUACACUAUAUUGCCAAAAGUAUUUGGCCACACAUCCAAAUGAUCAGAAUCAGGUGUACCUAAUCACUUAGCCCGGCCACAGGUGAGAGAGGAGAAGGAGACACCUUUAGUCAAAAAAAGAUUUACGACCUUAAGGUCAAAAGGUCAGAGGGGGGUGGGGUGAAGGGG
This is a messenger RNA of Entelurus aequoreus (snake pipefish), 3801 nucleotides long. RefSeq names its product zinc finger protein 569-like. The record is from RefSeq and is a predicted model, not a curated record. NCBI's taxonomy places the organism in Eukaryota, Metazoa, Chordata, Actinopteri, Syngnathiformes, Syngnathidae. The coding region runs from base 252 to 3437 and encodes 1061 amino acids. Gene Ontology annotation, biological process: regulation of transcription by RNA polymerase II. Gene Ontology annotation, molecular function: RNA polymerase II cis-regulatory region sequence-specific DNA binding; DNA-binding transcription factor activity, RNA polymerase II-specific. The transcript has 5 exons.